Molecule: messenger RNA, 1694 nt
Organism: Saccoglossus kowalevskii
Lineage: Eukaryota; Metazoa; Hemichordata; Enteropneusta; Harrimaniidae
Product: U6 snRNA-associated Sm-like protein LSm7
Biological process (GO): nuclear-transcribed mRNA catabolic process; mRNA splicing, via spliceosome
Cellular component (GO): catalytic step 2 spliceosome; Lsm1-7-Pat1 complex; U6 snRNP
Molecular function (GO): RNA binding
Source: RefSeq, a predicted model, not a curated record
GGGUACUUCAAAGACAAGAUGGCGGACAAAGAAAAGAAGAAAAAAGAAAGCAUUUUAGAUCUGUCAAAGUUUAUUGACAAACCAAUCAGAGUAAAAUUCCAAGGUGGAAGAGAAGCAAGUGGUAUACUGAAAGGAUAUGAUCCUUUGUUAAAUCUUGUGAUAGAUGGAACAACAGAAUUUGUUAGAGAUCCAGAUGACCCAUAUAAAUUAUUAGAAGAAACCAGACAGUUGGGUUUAGUAGUAUGUCGUGGUACAUCAGUAGUUCUUAUAUGCCCAGCGGAUGGUAUGGAAGCAAUAGCCAAUCCAUUUAUACAACAAGAAGGAUAAACAACUUAUUAUUUAUCUUUUUUUAUAAAGCAAGUCAGAAAAUGAAUCUGACAAAAAUUAAAAACUUUUGUAUAUUACAAUGUCAGUGACUACUGAAAUACGGAUGUCUACAGAACCAAAACACGUUAACAUGUGUACAAAUAUUUGUUAAUUUCAUAAUCAUGCCUGACUUAAUGAGCAAAUACUAAAUUUUCAUGAUUUGAUGAUUUUAUGUCAUUUGUUAAAGGGGAACCGAUACUAUAAAUAGGGGCAAGAUGGCCACCGCUAUUAGUAUGUUAAUCCGAACCAAGCCGCUCACACAUUGUGGCGGGAGCUCCGGGAAAUGUGCCAUUUACGAUGUUUAGAGAUCAAGCUGUGAUUCAAAAUACAUUUCUACGGGGACAUGAAUAUGUACGCUAGCGAUUACACUCAUCGGGUUAAAAUCCUGAGUUUAAAAUGGCGGCUAAUGUAUGCAAAAUGCCUGUCAAUUACAGUUUGAGUAAGUGAGUAUAAUAAGCAUUCAUUUACUUAGUGGACAGAGGCGUAGUAUAUUAUCCAUGAACACAUGGUGCAAUCCAUGGGAUUGAGCGGUUCCCCUUUAAGAAUAAAUUUUGCCAAAGUCGCUGUCUGACAACCCCAGAUUUUUACUGCUAAAAAAAUUUCAUGAUUUUCAAUGAUUUGCAAAAAUUUGUUUCUUGUGAAAUUAAAGUUUUAUAAAACAGUAAGCAAAUAUAUAAUCCACUGAAAACAAAAUACUUUUAAAAUUUUCUCAAAAUAAAAAUUAAGCUUUCUACAGUAGCAAAUUGUCUCAUUUGUAGUUUUUACUAGAGCAGAUUCAUUUUAAAGAUUGGUGGUCGUCACGCCAUGCAUGUGUGAGAUUUGGGACUCUUAUGAAUAAAGAUGGCGACUUUGACUGAUGCAAAGACCAAAGAAUACAAACUAGAACGUUACAAAGUAUUAACUUGCUAAUUUCCUUGCUGAUUGGAAGGUAUUGAAAAAGUCAUCAAUGAUAAUUAGUACAUGUCGCCCGAUGGUCAAAACUUGAAGAGCACAUUGAAUUGUGGGAAACUCAAUAUUAAUCAACAAAAACGUUGCACAUGGGCGGUGCGACGACCACCAUCCUUUCAUUUUUACCAAAUCAUUGAUUAAAAUCCUGAAUUUUUUUAUGAGUAAUAUCUUGAUGCUCUGUGACAUUAAAUGUAAUCUUUGUUUUUGUGAAUUUUAUUGUGAUUUGCAAGUGGUGUCAUUUCACAGGAAUUAUAUUUUGUAUUUUAAAGUGACAUUACAAAAACUCACACAUCACAGAAUAUUUACUUGCAUGUGUUGGACAAAACACAAUGUAUGUGGGCUUCUGUUUCUUUUAUAAGUCAUGAAAUUAAAAACAUGUA